UAUGCCACGCUCAUUACCCCACUCAACGGCGGCAAUGGUACGCCAACAAUUCGGCGUUGCCACCUUGUGUUUUGUAACGCUAACGCUCAGCUCGGUACCGGUACGCGAAAUCGAAGCCCAGCGACCGCUAUCGAAUCACACAACCUAUAAUACCAUACCGACGGGUCAGCAUAAUUAUAAAUUGCGGAAUGGACGUACCCAUGAUUUUAUUAUACCAACCAGUACGGUGCCGUCAAUCCCACGAGGCCUCCUGGGUGGUGGAGUACCAAUUUAUGAAGAUUUAGAUGGUACAAUGUCACCGCAACGAGCUGGACGCCGUGACAGCCGUCGCCGUCUUAAUUAUGAAGUUUUGGCAACAAUGCAUCGUGGUAGUAGUACCGGACGUGGUAUGGAAUCGCUGCGUAAGGAACUAAUGAAACCUUCAGUGGGAGGACCUGGUGGCGGGAUUAGUGGUAAUAGUCCCGGUUAUCCCUCAUAUGUGGCAACAUCUUCAAUUGGUAAAAUUGAUGGUUUGGGUGGUGUUGGUCCGGCUCAGCGUUAUGGUGAUACGCUGCCACAGGCUGGGGUGUUAUUUUCCACCAGUAUGCCACCACAUGGUUCCCUCAACGGCAAAUUUAAUCGCUAUACCCCCAAAUUGAAUUCGCUCAACGAAAUCCGCCGCAUGAAUAAAAAUCAAGCUGAUCAGCCGAUGCGCGGCAUUGAUGAUGACAUCAUCAUGGAAGAGCAUCCGGAUCCUUUACAGGUGAUUAAAGACAAAUUAAUGAGUUCACAGCCAGAACCGAUGACCCACCCGGCAUCGGCCCACAAUUACGACAUUGAGGAUUUAUUGGGUGUUCGUUGUACAUUCGAAACACCCUGUGCCUGGAAAUGGACCGACAAUUUACCCGAUGGUUUUCACAUUAUGAGCGGCACUGAGGUGUCAAAGAAAAAUAUGACUGGUUUAUAUCCAGGACCCCUGGCUGACAAUUCUGAUGAUGCUAAUGGUCAUUUCUUGUAUGCCCGAUUGGCUCCGACUACUGUACAAAUCAAUUUGACAUCACCACAAUUUAGUUCGACAAUGGAACGGUGUGUUCUUGAGCUAUAUAUGCAUCAAAGUGGUAUGAGUCACGGGCUAUCGAGGGUCGUGGUGAUGCCAUUACAUUCGCAAGAGAACUCCUGGGUACCAGCGGAAAUUGUGGGAGAUAAUUAUAGGACUUGGGAUAAGAAAUCAUUUCGUUUGGGUCGUAUCUCAAGGGAUUUUCGUUUGGUAUUUGAAAUUGUACCGAAGUUGCUGGAGGGACAGAAGGCCCAUGUGGCCAUUGAUAACUUGCGUAUGGUUAAUUGUUUCCCCGAGGGUACGAAAUCGGAAAAGUGCAGUACAUCGCAGGUCAAGUGUAUGAAUAAUAAGGUUUCGGUGUGUAUACCUUUGCCGAGGAUUUGCGAUAUUACCCGAGAUUGUGAUAAUGCCGAGGAUGAGUUACUCAAUUGUGAAAAAAUCCCCUUUGGUGCCCGCUGCGAUUUCGAAAAUGAUUGGUGUGGUUGGCGCGACUCGGGACGCACAAUUUUGUCGUGGUCGAGGCAUACAGGCUCCUCGCCCACAUUGGAUACCGGACCAGAGGGAGAUCACACCUAUCAUCAUCUCACCAAUGGCAGUGGUGGCUAUUACAUGUUGGUCAACAUGAAUCAGCACAGCAACAACAGUGAAAAGUAUCAGCAAAUUGGCUUCGCCAGUAAUGCCAUUAUGAUAAGUCGGACAUUUAAUCCACCACCCUCGGUACAUGGUGAUCCUCAUUCACCCUACCGUAACAGUUGUGUGGUGAGAUUUUAUAUUCACCAGUUUGGUAAAAAUCCUGGUAGCAUUAAUUUGUCUGUGGUGGAAAUGAAAGAGAAGGAGAACAUCACCACGACACUGUGGUGGAGUACGAAAAAUCAGGGCAAGGAUUGGAUGCGAGCGGAAUAUAUUUUACCAAAUAUUACGUCAAGAUAUUAUCUACAAUUUGAGGCACGCAUGGGCAUGCGAAUUUAUUCCGAUGUGGCUGUGGAUGAUUUUUCACUAUCUCCGGAAUGUUUCGGCAUAAAUAUACCACCAGAACAUCUCAAUGGGUAUAAUUACUGGAAUGUGCGGCAUUCCAAAAGUCCGACGCACAAAGAUUUUGAAAAUCAUAGCUAUCUGGAACUCGGGACCUGUGACAAUCGUGGUAUGCAUGGACCUACACAAUCGCAAUGUGAGACCUAUUACACAAGUCACAAUCGUACGAAUGUCUUAGAGGAAGUCAAAGUAACCGAUGAAAUACCCUAUAAGGGUAUGCAGAAGUGGCGGGUGCCUCACGAAGGAUUCUAUACAUUCAUUGUCAAGGGUGCCAGUGGUGGUUUGGGCUCAACGGGAGUGGGUUCGUCGCGUGGUGCCGUUGCAGUGGCCGUUUUGGAGUUACACAAAAACGAAGAACUCUAUUUGCUGGUGGGCCAGCAAGGUGAAAAUGCCUGCUCGAAGUCGAUGGGUACCAAGGAUGAUAAUUGCAAUUUCAGUUCCUCGGCCGUUGUGAAUGGUAACAAUGGUGCUGGAGGAGGUGGUGGCGGAUCUUAUGUGUUUUUGCUUAACUCUGCCCGCAAUGAAGCUGUACCUUUGGUUGUGGCAGGCGGUGGUGGUGGCCUGGGCGUGGGCCGCUACUUAGACGAGGCCUUCCAGCAUGGCCAGAAGGAGAACCCGGGAAGAAGAGGUCUAACGGGCCAAAUCCAUGGUGAACAAUUGUCAAAGGAAACUGCCGGUCCCGGUGGUGGCUGGAGAGCCAAUGCUGAUCAGGCCUUGGAUGCGAGGUAUGGAGCAGCCCUACUGCUAGGUGGUCGUGGUGGCUUCUCUUGCUAUGUGGAUAUGGAAACAAAUGGUUCGGUAACCAAACGUUAUGGCCAAGGAGGUUUUGGAGGCGGUGGUGGUGGCUGCGAUACUGGUGGAGGUGGUGGCGGUUUUGCCGGUGGUGAUGUUUAUCUCAAUGAGUCGAAUGGUGAGGGAGGCUCUUCGUACAUUAGUGCCUCUCGCACCCUGAAGGAACUUAGCUCGAUUUAUGAGGGAGCGAAUUUUGGGGCUGGAUCGAUUAUCAUCAUACCUGCAAUUGAGGGGUGUGGUUGUGAUUAUCGUUGCUUGGCUUUGGAUGAAUAUAGGUCGUCGGUGAAAUGUAUCUGUCCUGAAGGUUGGAGGAUACGCAAAGACAAUACAUCGGCAUGUGAUAUGCCUGCAACCGAUACCAUCCCGCUGAAAUAUUUAAUAUCCUUCUUUACGGUCCUAAUGCUGUUGCUGAUUGCCUCUUUGGCUGCCCUGGUUGUUAUGUUGUACAAUCGUUAUCAACGCAAAAAAUUGGCCAAGGAACGCCACAAGAUGCUGCGGGAACAGGAUAUGCAGCUGACCCGCCUGCGCCACAACAUCGAUGAAAAUAACCUCAAUAAUUUCAAUCCGAACUAUGGUUGCGAUGAUCUCAUCAAUGGCCAAAUAAAUGUCAAUAGUCUACCUCAGGUGGCCCGUGAAAGCUUGAGAUUGGUCAAGGCCCUGGGUCAGGGAGCAUUUGGUGAGGUCUAUCAAGGCUUGUACCGCCAUCGUGAUGGCGAUGCCGUUGAAAUGCCCGUUGCCGUUAAAACACUUCCGGAAAUGUCAACCCGCCAAGCAGAAGAGGACUUCCUUAUGGAGGCAGCGAUUAUGGCCAAAUUCAAUCAUCCCAAUAUGGUCCAUCUGAUAGGUGUUUGCUUUGAUCGCCAUCCACGGUUUAUUGUUUUGGAACUCUUGGCUGGUGGUGAUUUGAAAAACUUCUUGAGGGAAGGACGUCAUAAACCGGAGCGCCCCUCUCCCCUGACAAUGAAAGAUUUGGUAUUUUGCGCCCUCGAUGUGGCAAAGGGUUGCCGCUACAUGGAAAGUCAACGUUUUAUACAUCGCGAUAUAGCCGCCCGUAAUUGUCUGCUGAGUAGUAAGGGUCCAGGGCGUGUGGUGAAAAUUGCCGAUUUUGGUAUGGCCCGAGAUAUUUAUCGCAGCGAUUAUUAUCGUAAAGGUGGCAAGGCUAUGCUGCCGAUUAAAUGGAUGCCGCCAGAGGCAUUUUUGGAUGGUAUUUUCACUUCGAAGACAGAUGUUUGGUCAUUUGGAGUUCUAUUGUGGGAGGUCUUCAGCUUGGGUCUAAUGCCCUACACAGGUCUACCGAAUCCCGAGGUCAUGCAAUUGGUUACCAAUGGUGGCCGCUUGGGCACCCCACCGGGCUGUCCACCCGUCAUUUAUAAAAUCAUGGCCGAUUGCUGGAAUCCCACACCAGAAGAUCGUCCAACAUUUUCUAGUCUUUUGGAGCGCCUAAAGGCUGUAACAGAGGACCCCACUGUUAUGAAUGCUCCAUUGCCCCACAUUUUACGCCCGCCCUCUAAUGAACGUGAUCAAACAAUUAUACGACCGCAGGGUGUCGAUGAUGUUUGUCUACAGGUACCCACAACAUCGGAUUAUUUAAUCCCGCUGCCGGGUAUUACAAAUUUACACCAACAGCAGCAACAACAGCUGAUGCAACAAGCAGCUCUCCAACAACAACUACAACAACAUGACAUGAUCGAUCCUAGCUGUCCCAUGGCUAUAUCGACUGGAACCAAUAUCUGUACACCACCCGGUGUGGCCUCACCCUCGGCGCCACAACAUUCCCAGCUCCUGAAGGACGAUGAGCAUACAAAUGCCACCAAUGAGGGCUGUUGGGAAACCUCCUUCAUUUUGCCCAAUUCCAAAAGUGAUCAACCAUUGCUCAACAACAACAACAAUUCGAAUGGCUCCCAGAAGAGCAUUAACACCGCAUCCAUAGGGGCCCAGGGACCGGGCAACACAAGCGGUUACAGCAGCAGUAGUCAACGAUCGCCCGUCUCGAAUGGCCUAAGGACAAUACAGUCAUCGGCAACGCCGCCGCACGAAGAUGAGGAGGAGACGAAGCUGAUCAGCUUGGAUACGCCACAGCCAACACCAACAACAAUCCAACCGCCAUUAUCAUUUUCAUCACAGCUGGAUGGUAUAACUCUAGAUCCGGCCGCUUUAACCAAGAGUCUGAAUACAAACGUAACAGUUCCAAAUGCCACAGCCGCGGCGGCCGUUGCAGCCGCUGCCGCAGCAGCAACAACAAAUACUAAUUUAAAUAAUAAACACUCCUCGUAUGCCAAUAUCCAAAUGAUGUCCGCAUCGGUAAAUAAUCUGAAGGGUGGUAACAAUUGCUCAGAUACUCCCUCCGAGAAGCUAAACGGUAGCCUACUGCACAAUGGCAGUAAUGGUCUGAUGGCCAAAAUGAACGGUAAUUUAGCCACGAAUGGUAAUACAAAUGCCCCACCCUUUACCAUACAGGGUUAUGCGGAACGCUAUAAGGAUAAACAUUCUGAAAUUAGUUGUUAA
This is a messenger RNA of Musca vetustissima, 5365 nucleotides long. RefSeq names its product tyrosine-protein kinase receptor (gene Alk). The transcript is spliced from 13 exons. Gene Ontology annotation, biological process: protein phosphorylation; positive regulation of kinase activity; cell surface receptor protein tyrosine kinase signaling pathway. The record is from RefSeq and is a predicted model, not a curated record. Gene Ontology annotation, molecular function: ATP binding; transmembrane receptor protein tyrosine kinase activity; protein binding. Bases 2 to 5365 code for a protein of 1787 amino acids. Lineage: Eukaryota; Metazoa; Arthropoda; Insecta; Diptera; Muscidae. Gene Ontology annotation, cellular component: membrane; signaling receptor complex.